Messenger RNA from Peromyscus eremicus (cactus mouse), 1712 nucleotides. It is a transcript of the gene Dync2i2, whose product is annotated as dynein 2 intermediate chain 2. Gene Ontology annotation, molecular function: dynein heavy chain binding; dynein light chain binding. Gene Ontology annotation, cellular component: ciliary plasm; cytoplasmic dynein complex. The transcript has 9 exons. Lineage: Eukaryota; Metazoa; Chordata; Mammalia; Rodentia; Cricetidae. Gene Ontology annotation, biological process: intraciliary transport. Bases 1 to 1611 code for a protein of 536 amino acids. The record is from RefSeq and is a predicted model, not a curated record.
AUGGCAACACGCGCGUCGCCCGGGCCUUUUCUGCGGGUUGGAAGCGCUGAAGCUGCUACGCUGGCUGCCGGCGGGGCUGGCGGCGCGGAGCGGCCCGGGAGGCCCGCUCCCCUGCAGGACGAGACCCUGGGCGUGGCGUCCGUGCUCUCGCAGUGGAGGGGCGUCCAGGGCAUCCACGGGGAGACGAAAAGUUGCCAGACAGCCAGUAUUGCCACAGCAGAGGCGUCUGCCCAGGCCCAGACACAUGCGGAUGCCCAGGUGCAGACAGAGGCCCCUGAGCCUGUGGCCAUGGUGCCUGUUUCCCAGCACGACACUCUCAAGCUUGCAGCCUUUCUCCGGAGGGUGGAGGUCAUGGUCAUCCGGGAGCUGAACAGCAACUGGCAGAGCCACGCCUUCGAUGGCUACGAGGUGAACUGGACAGAGCCGCAGCAGACGGUGUCCUGUCUGCACACCCUGGUCUACCCCCCAGCCCAAGGGCAGGGUCUGCAUGUGACCGGCAUUUCCUGGAACUCCACAGGCUCUGUGCUGGCCUGUGCUUAUGGUCGGCUAGACGAUGGGGACUGGAGCACGCUCAAGUCUUAUGUGUGUACCUGGAACCUGGACCGCCAAGGCCUGAACCCCCAGCAGCCAUCAGUAGUGGUGGAGGUGUCUAGUGCCGUCAUGUGCCUGGCCUUCCAUCCCACGCAGCCCUCACACAUUGCAGGGGGGCUGUAUAGCGGUGAAGUGCUGGUGUGGGACAUGGGCCGACCCGAAGACCCACUGCUGUGGCGCACAGGGCUGACUGACGACACCCACACAGACCCUGUGUAUCAGGUGCUAUGGCUGCCCGAACCCCGGCACAGCCCCCGCUUCCAGGUGCUGAGUGCGGCCACUGACGGGAGGGUGCUGCUCUGGAGGGGCAGCGGGGCGGGCCAGCUGCGGCUCUGCAAGGGCUUUGCUCUGGCCGUGCAGCAGCUGCCGAGGAGCACCAAACUGAAGAAGCCACCCCGUGGAGAGACUGAGGUGGGGGUGACAUCAGUGGCCUUCUCCAGCUUCGACUCCAGCCUUUUCGUUCUGGGCACAGAAGGUGGCUUCCCCCUCAAGUGUUCCCUGGCGGCAGAGGCAGCUGCGCUCACUCGGAUGGCUAGCUCUGUGCCCCUCAGGGCCCCCGUGCAGUUCACGUUCUUUCCUCAUGGUGGCCCCGUGUACUCUGUGAGCUGUUCCCCCUUCCACAGGAAUCUCUUCCUGAGUGCUGGGACCGACGGCCACGUCCACCUGUACUCCAUGCUGCAGGCCCAGCCUCUCACCUCCCUACAGCUCUCUCACAAGUACCUGUUUGCCGUGCGCUGGUCCCCUGUGCGGCCCUUGGUGUUUGCUGCUGCUUCUGGGGAAGGUGAUGUACAACUGUUUGACCUCCAGAAAAGCUCCCAGAAACCCACAGUUUCCAUAACACAAACCCAAGAUGGAAGUCCCGUCUACUGUCUGGAGUUCAACAGCCAGCAGACUCAGCUCCUGGCUGCUGGUGAUGCCAAGGGCAUGGUAAAGGUGUGGCAGCUGAGUACAGCCUUCACAGAACAAGGGCCCAGGGAAAUGGAGGACCUGGACCAACUGGAAGCAGAAGUAGCUACCUGAGGGCCACAAGGAGCAGCAGGGGUGGGCUGUCCCUCCAGGAAGGGACUUGGCUGUGUGCUAACUAAGCUGGAUAAAGAGGAACAAAGGCUUUUCCGGGAGAA